Messenger RNA from Aphanomyces astaci, 3045 nucleotides. RefSeq lists its product as hypothetical. NCBI's taxonomy places the organism in Eukaryota, Oomycota, Saprolegniomycetes, Saprolegniales, Verrucalvaceae. Gene Ontology annotation, cellular component: cilium. Bases 99 to 2810 code for a protein of 903 amino acids. The record is from RefSeq and is a predicted model, not a curated record. The transcript has a single exon.
AGGCAUUCAGCUCCGCGUUCUCUGUUCCGUCGCUGCGAGAGCUUCCCUUGUACAGCAGCCAGCAAUAUAGCUCGUGAGAAAGUACCAAGCAAAGAGCAAUGCCAUCGGUUGUUGCGAAGGAGGACUCGGGUGGCAAGAAGAAGAGCGUCAUGGGCCGCCUCAAGUCCAAGUUCACCAACCCCCUUGGGCGAAAGAAAGAUGCGGCGCCAAACGAAGGCGACUUGCGUGGCAUGCAGCCGUCGCCGUCCCAGUUGGACCUGUGUAAUCAAGGCAGCACACCUCGCCUGGAGUCUUCUGGAGAUGAUGAUACGUCACAUAACAAGGAGGAUGACGACGACGAUGACGUUAACAUUGAGCAGCAUGAUGACGAAGACGUGAACAUUGUCGACCACGGCGAGCCUCGCGACGAUGAGAUGAUGGAAGGUGUGGCAUCGUCGGAGUCCUUGAUGUCCAACAACGAGCAGCCAUCGGCAUAUACGUUUGACGCGGAUAGCGAGGAAAGCAACGGUAUUGUACUGGGCGAAGAAGAAUUGCUAGUGAGUGCGCCAGCAGUGGCAGACUUGAUUGUCAUCGGCAAGACCCCGUCCAAACUGCAGGCAUCGUCGCCCAAGAAGCGGCUCUUUGCAAGGGAAGAAAUCUCCCAUGAAGCCCCCAGCAGUUUAGUGGCACCCCCCGAAGCUAGAGCGUCCACCGACAAUUUGUGUCCAUCGCCUGUCAAACGUCCAAGCGUUCACCCGUCCCCACCCCUGGAACGCCUUGAGUCAACGACUCCAAACAAUCGACCGGAACCACCCGUGCUGGUCAAGCCUAAAAAGUCUCGUGCUUUUCACGAAGAUGCGCCUAUAUUGGCCACCGCGUCCGCCGUGGUGACAGACGAUGACAUCGUGACAGUCCCGCACUCCUCGUCUGACGCCGCCCCCGAAGCCACCACGGUAGAAUCCAAGCCAGAUCCGGACUUUGACGCUGGCGCCGCCAUCACGUCAGUAUUUGGCGAGCGCGUGGCACGACUGCUAGGCGCGGAUCCGUGGGGUGAUCGACAAGACGGGUUCGAUGCGAUAUCGUUGUUUGUGAAAAAACUGGACCCGUCCGCCUCUGGCGCCCCGCCACCGGCCGCCGUGCUCACGGCAUCCCUGGCAGCCAUCAAUUGCGGGGUUGUGGACCGUGUCGCACCUGUCAUGUAUUGUUCGUUAGAGUGUUUGCAACAUGUUCUGGGCGUGCUCGUUCCCCUCACAGCAAAGAACAAACGCCUGUUGCAACAUGCGGCAUUGCCUCUACAACUCCACGCACUCCAGACAUCGCUGCUUGCAAAACUCAACGACUCAAACAAACGCACUCAGCGGGAAGCUAUCCAAGGCCUGCUUCGGCUUGCAAAGGCGCCUCGAUUGCAAACCAUGGCAUCCCUCAUGGCAACGUUUGACAGCGAACCGUUGGACAAGUCGCGACUAGAGCUCAUUCACGAACUUGUGGCUGAACUGGGGUACACCGUCGUGCCAGUCGACAAGAUCCUGGCGUGGACAGUGCCAGCUCUGAAAAUUGCCGACGAAAAGACGCGCAAACUAGCGCUGGACGUUGCUGCUGCGGCCAUCCUGUAUUCCCCUGACAAGGAUGCUGCGCUGGAAUCCCUCACAGAUAUUAAACCCGCCAUGCUCAAGGUGCUACAACGCCGCGUGGAGGAACUCAAGACAAGCCAAGCCGCUCCGUCUGCCAACCAGACGGAAUCGACUUUGUCGGCGACCCCCGAAGUCGGGGACGACUCUCCGGUGGCGCUUUUCGAAGUGCCGAAAGAAGAUGACGCGAGUGUGACGACAUUGAUUGCAACGGCGAUGAGGGAGGCAGAGAACGUGGCAGGGCCCGUGGCGUGGCGGAAACUCGAGAGCAAGACAUGGAGCGAUCGAAAAGAGGCGCUGGUUGACAUUGAAAAGGCGGUCGAAGAGCACAAGUCGGAGCUGCGGGACGUCAAGCCAGCCUUGGGCAGCCACACGCAGCUACAGUACGUCGCGUACAACGCAUUGAUCCACCAGUCGCUCAAUGACUCGAUCGCGCCUGUGGUGAACCAAGCGAUUGAUUUCUACUCGACCUUGAUCAAAAUUUACGGCCCCCACGUCGACUGGCGGGACACCCCCGUGAAGGACCUGACCAUGCAAUCCAUCAUGCGGCUGCUGGGGGGGAUGCAGAAACCCAACAACCGUACGUCCAAGGGAAGCUGCCGGGCGAUUCUCAAGCUCGCCCGACUCAACACGCACACAAUGCAAUGCGUCGUCGCGUGUGUGUUUGCUAAGGACGCCGAGCCCCUCGUGCAAAUGCACGUGCUGCGCCUGUUGGUGCCCGAGUUUGGCUUGACGGCGGAUCCCACGACCGACAUCCCUGGAGUCAACCUCAAUUCGACGCUCGUCCUGAACGCAGUGUCGGCGGCGCUGGCGCAUUCCAACGAAAAGGUCCGCAAGGGGGCGAUGGACGUCGCACUGUGUACCCAACGGCUGAUUGGCAAGACGAGGGUGCUCAAGCGUCUAAAAGACAUCAAGCCCGCGACGUUGAAGGAACUGGAAAAGAACUUUGUCGAUAUCGAGCCCCCCACUGUGGACCGUCCGUCCACGGUGCAGCAAACACCGACGGCGUUGGGCGCGGGGCUCGGUGAGGUGACCGCGUCCCGCCGGUUGCUGUCCAGCGCUCCCGUGGCCGGAGGGAAAUCAGUCGACGACGACGGCGGCGCCAUGGACUGGACCCCUCGAGGGAACAACAGCGGCGGCGGCUCGUCCUCCAUCUUAAGUAAAGACGAAGAAAACUUCAUGGACUCGAUAUUAGACGGCUAACAAGAAGAUCACUCGUCUGCGGACACUGCACGAACGAGACCACCAACACCGACUUAUUCCAUUUGCUUUAAUAACGUUGUAUAAUAAACGCAUGUAUUGCUACGUCGAGGGUGCACUGAUUUCGGCCAACGGCGGGCGAUUAUCGUCGAGAAGCUGGUGAUACAGCAGCGACAGAUCAUUGAGCGCCGUCUGCGCCACCCGCACCACGGACUCGUCCAUGUCCUGCAAAACUGUC